AUGAAACUAACACCUACACUGUGUGAUCUCUGCCAUCAGCAACAACCUUCUUUCUACUGUUCUUCCGACUCCGCUUUCCUUUGCUCCGACUGCGAUUCUCAUGUUCACGCCGCCAACUUCCUCGUUGCUCGUCACAUCCGUCUUUCCCUUUGCUCUCACUGCAAAUCCUUCCAUGACAUGAAUUCCUCCUCUUCAUCUUCAUCUUCAUCUUCAUCUUCAUCUGCAUCUUCCUCUUGUAUCUCGGGUAACAACUGCUCCACCAAGAUGACGACGGUGGUUUCCGACUGGAAGACGAGGGAUUUGCUGGUGAAUUGGUGUACGAGGCUCGGGGUUAGUGGUGGCGUAAGAGAGGUGGCGAGACUUGCUUUUGAAUCGUGGUUGGCGUAUAGGUGGGUAUGGCCGUAUCGGGUGGGGUUGGCCGCUUCCCUUUGGCUGGGAAUGAUGAGAUGUACAAAGGACGAUGAGAAGAAGAGGAUAAGAAUGCGUAGCUUACUGAGCAAGUUAGAGGAGAUCUCCGGUGUGCCGGCGAGGUCGAUUUUGGUGGCGGAAUCAAAACUUGCGAGCAUGUUGAAGAUGAUGAAACAUCGGCGAGGCCAGCAACAUGAUCAGGAGUCUGUGGAGGAGGGCUGGGCUGAAUGCUGA
This is a messenger RNA of Lactuca saligna, 642 nucleotides long. The record is from the annotation of a GenBank genome assembly. NCBI's taxonomy places the organism in Eukaryota, Viridiplantae, Streptophyta, Magnoliopsida, Asterales, Asteraceae.